AUGCCUGCCAGGCCCAACUGUGAAGCCAAGAUGAGGAUGUGGCGCCCUUUGAAUCAAAGCAUGGACAAUCACCCAACCACAUCCAGAUCUCCCCGGCCCUUUUCUGCGGCGGAGAUGUCUGUUUCGCUUGUCUCUAGAAGCAAGGGGCCGCGGCUCUGGCAUCGCCAUCAGACUACCUUGGGAGAGGGAAACCAGCGUAGAAAACGAACCAAGAGCUCAGCAGUCCGGAUCGGGAGCCUGGAGAGAAAAACGAAACCUUGGGAACUUUCUCCAGCAUUUCGGCACACCGGGGGAGCGGAACCGGAGACCCUGUCCCGGAAGCGCUGCGGCCGUGGAGUCUAA
Podarcis lilfordi (Lilford's wall lizard) is the source of this 342-nucleotide messenger RNA. Lineage: Eukaryota; Metazoa; Chordata; Lepidosauria; Squamata; Lacertidae. The record is from the annotation of a GenBank genome assembly.